Thermochaetoides thermophila DSM 1495 is the source of this 5535-nucleotide messenger RNA. RefSeq names its product enzyme regulator-like protein. Gene Ontology annotation, molecular function: protein binding; protein kinase regulator activity. Gene Ontology annotation, cellular component: cytosol; protein kinase CK2 complex; Golgi membrane. Gene Ontology annotation, biological process: intracellular protein transport; retrograde transport, endosome to Golgi. The transcript has 12 exons. Bases 1 to 5535 code for a protein of 1844 amino acids. The record is from RefSeq and is a predicted model, not a curated record. NCBI's taxonomy places the organism in Eukaryota, Fungi, Ascomycota, Sordariomycetes, Sordariales, Chaetomiaceae.
AUGUACUGGCCGCUGGGAGCCCCGCGCAUCUAUGCAAUCAGCAGCUCCCGUAACGCCGAUUUCCGCCCCAUUGUGUCCCAUGAUGGCCUUUCCCAGCCCGAUCACCCUGACCAACGCUCUGAUGCGAACUCUCAUCUGUACCCCGACUCGGCAGCCCCUCUCGAUACCUCCUUUUCCCCAGUGACGCCAGUGACGCCUUUAACCCCCGGCAUCAAGCCCGUUUAUGAUGACCAACCCGAGGAGAACGGUUCCGACCUCCCUGACGGGCCGGCGCCCCUAAUCCUCCCUUCGCGGGAGCCCAUCGUCGCGCUGCGCAUGGCACGCCUUGGCCAGAUGUUCGCCGUUAUCACAGCAACGUCCUUGACCAUAUGGCAGACAAAGCCGACCGUUGUCCUCGCCAUUGUUGUCCGCUCUGAGUCCUCUCUCAAGACUUAUGGGACGAACAUCAACUUGCUGCUGCGCCCUGACUCGGCUAUCCUUGUUAUUCACACGAGCUUGGGAUACUUAAUAACAUACUCUCUAGCCACCGAUCAAGAUUCGCGGAUCUACCGACCGCAUUUCCCUAACCAUACAAACGUUCAGCGUCGGCGCCAGACCUAUGCUGGAGAGCCAGGCCAUGCCGCCCCCGAUCAAAUUCUCUGGGGACCCGGCGAAGGGUCAGGGGUAAGGGAUGUUAGCGUUCGCUUCCGAAUGGUCAUCAAGGUGGACGCGGGGAUUGAGAGCGCCCUGGCCCUUGAUGAUGAAUUGGUUGUUGCAACACGCAAGCCAGCUGCUGUGCAGUGUAUCCGUUGGAGUCCCGAUAGCUCGGGCAACCAGACGAGCACAGAGUUGUUGAGCCGAGCUGGGUGGCUGGAGAAGAAGGUCACGAUCAAGGAGAUGACACACGAUAGGCCCAUGAACCUUUCGACGUGGAUCACGAGCGAUGGGAGGGCCUAUGCGGUGCAGAGGCUCACUCCCGGCCAGCAGGACGCUGGCUCCAACGAUAGCCCUUCUGAUCCCAAGAAGCUGUUCAAAGGCUACUGUUUCCAUAUCCCCGAGACCGAGCAGGAUUAUGCUGUGCGGUGCAUGAUCAACGCUCGUUUCUCGCUUAUAGCAGUGGGCUGUGCCAACGGUGUGAUUCGCGUCUAUUCUGCGCGCGACUACUCCGGCAAUAUUCCUCCUUCGCACAUCCAUACGCUUCCGGUAUCUGCUGCGGUGUCCGGCAAACUAACCAGUAUCAGUUAUUCUCCUGAUGGCUACUGUCUUUUUGCCGGCUACGAAAAGGGUUGGGCUACUUGGAGUGUCUAUGGCAAACUUCUCUUCAACAGCUUUAGUAUCGACCAUUCUAUCGCUUCCGCGAACGAAGAAAAGUGGCUGUUGGGAGUUCAAGAUGCCGCAUGGAUUGGAGGGGCCUGCGAUCUGUUGCUUGCCAGCAGGGAGCACGAAGCCGUGUGGCUGCUAGAAAUGGCCCGAAGUGCCUUGACGGGCUGCUACAAUCAGGCCAAUCUCUUCCGCACCGUGCUGCAGAGCACGUCAAGCAUCAUGGUCUAUAGAGGCUAUGGCCUGCCGGACUUGACAUCCAUUUCUGCCGAACCGUCGCUCUGGCACACAACUCGAAUACCUUCUGUCUAUUUGCUCAACCAGUGGCCCAUCAGAUGCACAGCCGUUUCUUCUGACGGUCGCUAUGUUGCUGUGGCGGGCAAAAGAGGCCUUGCUCAUUAUAGUGUGAAUAGCGGGCGAUGGAAGACAUUCAGCAACGAGGACAUGGAAAACGAGUUCCAGGUCCGGGGCGGGAUGUGUUGGUACCAGAACAUCUUAGUCGCAGCCGUUGAAACGAACAACAGAACAUUCGAGCUGCGACUCUACUCUCGAGAGGCGUCGCUCGAAAAUGGUACCGUCACCUUUUCGCUGCAGAUGCCAGCACCCGUGGUUUUGAUCACCACAACAGGCGAGGACUCGUUGUUGGUUUACACCUACGAAAAUCUGCUUUACCACUACGUCUUUACAUCUACAUCCGGCUCAGUCCGUUUGGUCGAGGCGGGACACAUCGCCUUCCAUGGCAUUGUGAGGUCACCGGCUCGAGUCCGAGGUCUUAGCUGGAGUUUGCCUGACCACCAACUUCUCGAGGGAGACCCCUCUCAAGACGUUGCUCACGCAUCGGUCCUAUUUCUUGUUGAUGGCAAGCUGGUGCUCUUGAGGCCAUCAUACAGUGAAGGCAAUCUCAAGUACGACAUGCGCAUCAUUGCCCACAACGUCGAAUACUAUAUGAACAUGAGAGAUCAGCCUCGUUCUUUCGAAACAACAUCCGCUCGGCUUGAUCAGUUAAUGAGUCCAGUGAGAGGGAGGAUCCUCGACAAUUCCUUGUGGCUGUUUGAUGGGGAUGAGCUGAAAGUAUGGGCAAAUAUCGAGCAUGUCUUCGCAGCGGUGUCUGGAGAGUCAUCGCGUGAACUUCCCUCGGCAUUCUCGAUAGCGUCCGACUUCUACCCCCUUUCUAUCCUCCUCCAGAAGGGUAUCGUGCUUGGAGUUGAGUCGGAUCUGAUUCAACGCCGUGAUAUUAACUUUUCAUUCUUCCGGUUCUCGAUCCGAACCCAGCUCUUCCUUCCUGAUACGCUGCGUUUCCUGCUUAGCGCAGAUAGAUCUGUUGAAGCUCUACAGCUGGCACAGCAGUAUGAGCAUCUUGAAUAUUUCCCUCAUGCUCUCGAAGUUCUUCUUCAUCAUGUUUUGGAUGAAGAAGUUGAUGCAAAUCCUACGCCAACGCCUGAGGAAGCUCUUCUCCCACGUGUACUCUCUCUUUUAUCAUCGUUCAAACAGUAUCUUGAUAUCGUGGUGCAAUGCACACGAAAGACAGAAGUACGCUCGUGGCGCACUUUGUUCGCGUAUCUUCCUCCUCCGCAAGAGCUCUUCGAGGAGAGCCUGCAGCGUGGUAACUUGAAGACGGCCGGUGGUUAUCUCUUGAUUCUUCAUACGUUUGACGAGUUGGCAACAGCAAGUGAGCAGAGCGUGCGGCUGCUGAGUCGUGCUAUGCUCGAAGAGGAUUGGGAUUUGUGCAAGGAGCUCGCACGAUUCUUGGCCGCUCUUGACGACACUGGGAAAACGCUGCGAGAAGCAAUGGAGCUGGCAACUGCUCGUGUCCAGCGAGGGUGCGACAGUGAAGAUGGAUCUGUCAGGAAUGGUUUCAUGUCAAGUUUGGACCCGCCCUCACGAGGGUUGGAUGCAUCUUCUGAUGGGAGUCUCGGGGGAGCCGGUUCAGGAAGAGUUGCAGGAACCGAUUCGGACGCGGAUGACGCAAAUAUCGAUGCUCUUGGGUUCAAAUUCAGGCAGACACGCCAGAGGCAUACAUCUUGCAGCGCGCCAGACCAACCCCCGAACCUUGUCGAAUGGCGGACCAGGCUGUUCGACUUGGAUGAACCCGUUAUCAUGAGCGAGGAAGAGUACAAAACCUACUUCUGCUGGAUCGACAAUGUCUACUCGCACCGCUCCACACAACCACUCAAACGCGGCGGCGGCAACGCAACGGCGUAUUACUACGACUGUCGGCUUAAGGGGCGGCCUGCAGGAGGAAGCCCCUCAUCUUCCGCCAAUAAGAAGGCCAACGAGGACGAUGAUAACAAUCCUGGGCCACCAAAGAAGAAGCGCAAGCGCAAGUCCAGGCCCCUCAAUCAAUGUUCUGUCAAGGUCAAGCUCACACACUACCUCGGCGGGCCGGGCUGCUCCCUGGAGUCGUUGCUCAGGGACCAUGACGGCGGCGGGCUGGCACCGGAUAGUGGACCGGUGAAGGAUGCCUUGGCCAGGGGAGUCACUGGAGAAAGACCGUUUUGGGUGAUGCAAAGGAUUGUAAACCAUAACGGGGCCAAGACUGGGGAAGAGAGAGGGAAGGAGCAGGGAGAUGAGGCAGAUGGGAGAGAUAAUAAGAGAAGGAAAGCGAGCGAUAGCACUAGACAUACCCAUACACUGGAACGUAGUGAUGAGAUUAAGAAGUGUAGCGUGCUGCGAGAGUUUGCUGCGCGGUUACAACGAGCCAGGAGAAGGGAGCGUGGAAUAUGGACACCAACUGGGGAGGCUGCGAAGACUGUUGAAAAUAGGUCCCAGGAGGCACCUGUCAAGUUCUAUUCAGCUUGUUUCUGUCCUUUCUCACAGCGAGUCUGGAUUGCUCUUGAGGUGAAGAAGCUCGAUUACCAAUACUGUGAAAUAUACCCUCUGCGCAAGCCCAAGCCAACACCCUUACUGGAGGCAAAUCCGAGAGGCCUUGUUCCUGCCAUACGUGAGGGUGACUGGGCGUGCUCUGAGAGCUCGGUAAUCCUUGAAUACCUUGAAGAGAGGCCCAUGCCUGAGAAAGGAGGCGCAGUGCCCCCGUUGCAUCCGUCUGAUUCCAGGCUGCGCGCAAAUUGCCGUCUCUGGAUUGACUUUAUCAACACGAGGAUAGUGCCCUCCUUCUUCAACGUCAUAGCAGCAUCAACAGAGAACAUACGCCAGGAAGGACUCCGUGGAGGUGUACCAGGGCAGACGCUCAGCAAGGCAAAACCACCAUCGGACCUGCACGCCUGCACACCUGCACAACGACGCCCGCCUGUCUCCCGUUCCCCAGAGCCACUACCCCUGGUAUCAUCUGUCUCGGCUGCCGACACCUGCUCGCUGCUGCGCGUUUUUGCUUCCAUUGUCGGCCUCAACGUCUGCAACACAGACUACAUGGAUGAAUACGGGACCGAGUCCGACAGUGACUAUACCAGCUACUGGAGGGAUUGGUUCAUCUCAUCCCGUGGUAACGAGUACUUCUGCGAAAUCGACGAGGAAUAUCUGACGGACCGCUUUAACCUUACCGGCCUUAACACGGAGGUUCAGUAUUAUCAGUAUGCCCUGGAUCUGGUGACCGAUGUCUUCGAUCUCGACUGCGACGAUGAGAUGCGCGAGGCCAUCGAGAAGUCAGCCCGCCAGCUGUAUGGCCUUGUCCAUGCCCGAUAUAUCGUCACGACUAGGGGUCUAGCGAAAAUGCUCGAAAAGUACAAAAAGGCUGACUUUGGGAAAUGCCCUCGUGUGAUGUGCCAUUCACACCCGCUUUUGCCCAUGGGCCUGUCCGACGUGCCAAACGUGAAGCCGGUUAAGCUCUAUUGUGCGAAGUGCGAAGACAUCUACAACCCCAAGUCGUCGCGGCACGCCUCCAUUGACGGCGCCUACUUUGGCACUUCCUUCCACAACAUCCUCUUCCAGGUCUACCCGGCGCUGAUCCCGCCCAAGAGUGUCGAACGCUACGUGCCACGUGUUUACGGCUUCAAGGUACACGCCGCCGCUGCGCUCAUGCGUUGGCAGGACCAGCAGCGCGAGGAUAUGCGUCGCCGCCUGCGCAAGUUGGAGAUUGAUGACGGGUUCAAGGAUGGCGAGAGCGACUUGGAGGAUGAGGAGGAGGAUGAGGAUGAUUUGGAGGAUGAUGAGGAGCAGGGCCAGGGCCAGAGCACUCGCGAGAGCAACAUGCAGCUGGCUGAGUACCGGGGCAGUGGUGCUAUUAGCGUUGCCGGGGCAAGUUCGUACGCUGGAGAGACACAUAUGGGCAGUGUUGCGUAA